Messenger RNA from Odontomachus brunneus, 2055 nucleotides. RefSeq names its product calcium and integrin-binding protein 1-like. The record is from RefSeq and is a predicted model, not a curated record. The transcript is spliced from 5 exons. Lineage: Eukaryota; Metazoa; Arthropoda; Insecta; Hymenoptera; Formicidae. The coding region runs from base 46 to 693 and encodes 215 amino acids. Gene Ontology annotation, molecular function: calcium ion binding.
GUACGCGAUAACUACCAAACAGCUUGGUUAGUUGCUUGUGUGUUGAUGUAUGGAUUAUAUGGAUGUUGCAUUAUAAAUAAAAUAAGUGUAAAUAAAAGUUGUGCUAUGGGAAAUUGGGGUUCUAACGUUUCUCCCGUUCUUUCGGCAGAAGCCGUUGACGAGUACAUAGAGCUGUCAUAUUUAAAUAAAAAUGAAAUUAUACGAAUUUAUGAACUCCUUGACAAUUUGGAAUCAGGAUGUCUUAAGCAAAAUCUUCAUCAUCGCUUUCCUGUAGAGCAAAUCGACAAAGUUUUACCGCAGAUUCGCUGUAAUCCGUUCCGCGACGCAAUAUAUCGGGUGUUCUCGUCGAAGCAGGACGGAUGUUUGAGUUUCGAGGACACCCUCGACCUCUGCUCGGCCUUCUCCGCGAAUUGUCCUCGGGGCGUCCGGGCUACAUGGGCUUUUGAGAUUUUCGAUUUCGACGGCGACAAUGAAAUCUCUCUUAACGAUUUGAUCGAGAUAGUGCGGAGACUAACAAGCACAGAUGAGCGCGGACAGGACCGAAUCGAUCCACAACACGCGCAGAACAUAGCGCGAAUGAUCCUGCGGGAAAUGGAUCUCUCUGGAACGGGUAGCAUAGAACUGCAAGAAUUUAUACAUAUGAUCGCUAAAAUGCCAGAUUUUGCACAUACGUUUCAAUUUAAAAUUUUAUAAGUUCAAAAAAGAAAAAAAGUAAAAAAAUUGUAUCGUUCAACAUGUAUGCAAAACUAUUUUAAAAAUUCAAAUGAAAAAUUUUAAGCUCAUUUAUAUACGUUUAUAUACACAUGCAGGGUCGUUUGAUGAGUAACUUGGUUCGCACGACAUAGAGGACGACAGCAACAACUGUACAUGUAGUUAUAAAGUUUCCUUUCUAUAGAUGUAUAUUCUAUGGUCACCAGUCAUUCUGACAGUAAUUCGUUGUUUGACCGUUACUUAAACACAAGUGCUUCAAGUGACAGUUCAAAAUGGAUAAAAUUGGAAUUCGUGGGGUGAUUCAAUUCUUUUUUCUGGAAGGAAAAACAGCCAAGGAAAUCUAUGAAAGGAUUUUGCCUACAUUGGGUGACUUAUGUCCUUGCUAUGAAACUGUUCGACUUUGGGUAAACGAUUUUAAGCGCGGCAGAAUAAACAUCGAAGAUGCACCACGUUCUGGAGGUCCGAGAACAGUUGUCACGCCACAAAUCAUCGACAAAGUCCAUGAUAUAAUUUUGACCGACAGACGAGUGAAAGUGCGCGAGUUAAUAGAGGCCACGGGUAUUUCAGCUGAGCGAGUUUAUUUUAUUUUGCAUAAUGAAAUACAUAUGAAAAAACUUUGUACAAGGUGGGUGCCUUGUCUGCUUACUCCAGAACAAAAGCGAAUUCGUAUGCGAACAUCAACCGAGUGUUUGCAAGUGUUUAAGACGAAUCCAACGGAUUUCUUACGACGUUUUGUGACCAUGGAGGAAGGUUGGAUUCACCACUAUAUAUCGGAAACAAGACAGAAAUCUAAACAGUGGACAAUACGAGGUGAACCGGCUCCGAAAAAGAUAAAAAACGUAUUCACUGAAAAGGUGAUUGCGUCAAUUUUUUGGGACGCGAAAGGAAUUCUCCUGAUUGACUACCUUGAGAAGGAAGAAAACAUUACUAGACAAUACUACCUAGCACUUUUGGAGAGAUUGAAGGCAGCGAUCGCGGAGAAACGCCCUGAAAUGGCCAAAAAAAUGAUGCUGUACUAUGACAACAUACCGGCUCAUUUAAACCAUGUCACUGAACAAAAAUUGACUGAACUAAGGUUUAAAAUUCUUCCGCAUCCACCCUGUUCGCCCGAUCUAGCUCCCUCGGAUUACCAUUUGUUCCCGAAACUCAAAGCUUUUCUGGCUAGAAAAAAAUUUGGGUCAAACGAAGAGGUGAUACAGAGCGUAAACGAGUAUUUUGAAGACCUUGAAGAAAUCCACUUCCGCGAAGGAAUCGCGGACCUGGAGAAACGCUGGGAUAAGUGCAUUGAACUUCGAGGGGACUAUAUCGAAAAAUAAAGUACUCUUUAUGAAAUUGUCUUUAAUA